Molecule: messenger RNA, 2108 nt
Organism: Malaclemys terrapin pileata
Lineage: Eukaryota; Metazoa; Chordata; Testudines; Emydidae
Exons: 2
Coding region: 684-1451 (255 amino acids)
Source: RefSeq, a predicted model, not a curated record
UUUCUUUGUUCUAAAUAUCAGUAAAAUAUGCUCAUUUUUGCAGAUGUUGGCCCCUAUCCUGCAGUUCUUGUCAGAUUUAAUGUGUAUUUCAAAUUUUGACAGAUAAAUUCCUCGUGAACUUCUAUGAAAUCCUGAGCAGAGCACAGCCGGAGCCAGCCAGCACAUGCAUCUUUAAUUUUUCAUUGAGGAUUUUGCAGACCAUGUUGUGUAACACCUUCCACAAUUUGUCACCUGAAAAUAUUGCCUGUGCAAUGAGAAACCCUGUCAAAGGCACACAUUUUUGUGGAACAUAGGCAUAACCAUCUAACUGCUGAUUUCAGUGACUUCACAGCAGGGUGAAUUUUGCUGAUUAAAGGUCAAAGUAUAUCAGAAGCAUAGGGAGCUGAAGUCAAUGCAAGCAGGUUAAGGCCUGGAGUGUGCGAUGCUGCUCUGUUAUCACUGCUAAAAAUAGCAGUUUUGCCUGUUCCUAUAGAACAACCAGUUCUGAUAUCUAGGCUAUCGCCUGCCAAUGGAGGCUUGUUCCAACCAGUAUAUUCAACCUUUUUUUCCCCAGUUUUAAAUUACUCAAGCAAUGGGGCUUCUGCUGCUUCCCGUAGGAUAUUCUUCCACAGCCCAUUGGAGAAGGCUUGCCUGUUCUCAUCGUACAGUGAUGAAUCAAGCGUAUACGCCAUAGCACUGGGAACAUGGAGCCCGCUCAGAUCACUGCGGCAAUUAUGAGCACUGUAAACACCACGUGCAUUAUCCUGCAGUAUAUGCAGAACCAGAACCUGCAAAAGCAAAACCAGGCGAGGAGGCGACAGCAGUGUGGUGACGAGAGUGAUGAGGACAUGGACAUAGACUUCUCACAAAGUAUGAGCCCCGGCAAUGUGCACAUCAUGGUCUUAAUGGGGCAGGUUCAUGCCAUGGAAUGCCAAUUCUGGGCCUGGGAAACAAGCACAGACUGGUGGGACCACAUAGUGUUGCAGGUCCGGGACGAUUCCAAGUGGCUGCGAAACUUUCGCAUGCAUAAAGGCACUUUCAUGGCACUUCAUGACUUGCUUUCCCCUGCCCUGAAGUGGCAGAAUAACAAGAUGAGAGCAGUCCUCACAGUUGAGAAGCGAGUGGCGAUAGCCCUGUGGAAGCCUGCAACACCAGACAGCCACCGGUCAGUUGGGCAUCAAUUUGGAGUGGGCAAAUCUACUGUGGGGGCUGCUAUGAUCCAAGUAGCCAAUGCAAUCAAAGAGCUGCUGAUAUCAAAGGUAGUGACUCUGGGAAAUGUGCAGGCCAUAGUGGAUGGCUUUGCUGCGAUGGGAUUCCGUAACUGUGGUGGGGCGAUAGACGGAACACAUAUCCCUAUUUUGGCACCGAAGCACCAAGCCAGCAAGUACAUAAACCGAAAGGGGUACUGUUCAAUGCUGCUGCAAGCACUGGUGGAUCACAGGGGACGUUUCACCAACAUCAACGUGGGAUGACCGGGAAAGGUACAUGACGCUCGCAUCUUCAGGAACUCUGAUCUGUUUCAAAAGCUGCAAAAAGGGACUUUCUUCCCAGACCAGAAAAUAACCGUUGGUGAUGUUGAAAUGCCUAUAGUUCUCCUUGGGGACCCAGCCUAUCCCUUAAUGCCAUGGCUCAUGAAGCCAUACACAGGCAGCCUGGACAGUAGUCAGGACCUGUUCAACUAUAGGCCGAGCAAGUGCAGAAUGGUGGUAGAAUGUGCAUUUGGACCUUUAAAAGUGCACUGGUUCAGUUUACUGACUCUGAUAGACCUCAGCGAAACCAAUAUUCCCAUUGUUAUUACUGCUUGCUGUGCACUCCACAAUAUCUGUGAGAGUAAGGGGGAGAUGUUUAUGGCGGGGUGGGAGGUUGAGGCAAAUCACCUGGCUGCUGAUUACGCACAGCCAGACACCAGGACGGUUAGAAGAGUACAGGAGGGCGGUGUGCAUCAGAGAAGCUUUGAAAACCAGUUUCAUGACUGGCCAGGCUAUGGUGUGAAAGUUCUGUUUGUUUCUCCUUGAUGAAACUCCCCGCCCCAUUGGUUCACUCUACUUCCCUGUAAGCUAACCACCCUCCCCUCCCCCCUUUGAUCACCACUUGCAGAGGCAAUAAAGUCAUUGUUGCUUCACAUUCAU